Rhodofomes roseus is the source of this 1125-nucleotide messenger RNA. RefSeq lists its product as uncharacterized. Gene Ontology annotation, molecular function: oxidoreductase activity. The record is from RefSeq and is a predicted model, not a curated record. The transcript is spliced from 5 exons. Lineage: Eukaryota; Fungi; Basidiomycota; Agaricomycetes; Polyporales; Fomitopsidaceae. The coding region runs from base 317 to 1072 and encodes 251 amino acids.
GCGCACACACAAAACGUCGAUAGGGGAAUCGUAUCAGAUUGUCCGACUCAUCGGAUGCUCCACGACCCACAAUCUUGCCUUUUUUGCUGCGAUGCGCAGUCGCAACAAGUCAUCUUGUGGCAGUAUCCACGCUUUACCAAUGACGGCGUCAUUCCUCGGGUAGUGCAUUGAUGCGCUACCGCUUUGAUUAAUCAUUAAGUUCAGUGAUUUAGUGGGUCGUCGUUGACUCAGCUACUGGCCACGGAGUCUCGCGGCAAGUAUAUGAAGCUGACAGACGUGCGGCUGGUCCGAUCCUGCGUCCAAGAUAUCUCCCAUCAUGCCUUCAUUUCUUGUUGUAGGAGGAAGCAGAGGUAUUGGCCUCGCACUUGUGGAGGAACUGCUGAAGGACCCGGACAACUUCGUCAUUACCACUGCCCGAGAUCUCAGUCAAUCCCCUGGCCUGCGUGCUCUGACAUCUAAGUAUCCGAAGGAUCGGCUGGUAGUCCUCGUCUUGGAUCUAGCGCACAGGGAGACGGUUGAAAGGGCUGGGGAGGAAGCAACGACUCUGCUUCCGAACGGACUUGACUGCCUGAUUCAUAAUUCCGCGAUCAACCUCAGGCCGGUGGGCCCCUUCGAGGAGAUGGACCUCGACCAACUCGAAGAAGAGCUGCGUAUCAAUACCAUAGCUCCUAUUCACGCUCUUCGCACCUUCCUUCCUCUUAUUCGCAAGUCGAAAGCGCAGGACAGGAAGAUCAUCUUCAUGAGCUCUGGCCUCGCGUCGAUCGAGAAUGGCUUUUUCUGGGCUGGACUCAGCGAAGGAUACUCGGUAUCGAAGGCUGGCUUGAACAUGGUCGUUCGCAAGUGGGGAGCUGCCCUCAAGCAGGAAGGCAUCGCAACGUUUGCCUUGCAGCCGGGCUAUGUCGACACAGACAUGGGGCAAGGGCUCAGUUCGUGGAUUCAAGAGCAUGCGGCGUGGGUGCCGAUGAUGAGCCCAAACGACUGUGCGGCGCAAUGUCUCAAAGUCGUGAGAGAAGUCAAGUUGGAGGAUGCGGUCGCGUUCUAUAGCUUCGAGGGUAAACGGGAGCCGUGGUGACCAGAAUUCAGGCGAAUGAGGUAUGCCACGUCUCCCCUUCGAGAAAUUGAACU